This is a messenger RNA of Closterium sp. Naga37s-1, 1212 nucleotides long. NCBI's taxonomy places the organism in Eukaryota, Viridiplantae, Streptophyta, Zygnematophyceae, Desmidiales, Closteriaceae. The record is from the annotation of a GenBank genome assembly.
AUGUGUGGUACCAGAACCGCUCCUACUCCUGCUGCUGCUCCAUCCACGCCCACUACUCGCCAGGGAUUCAUCAUUGAAAUUGCUGUGGGGGCCGCAGCGCUGCUGCUGCUGGGUGCCCUUGGCCUCUACCUCUGGUUCCGCUGCUCCUCCAGAGGCAAGUCCGAGGCUCCUCCCAUCCCAAGCCAGAUUCUCAUGUGUCGGCGCUACUCUCUCGACCAAGUCAAGAAGGCAACAGGGGGAUGGGCCGAGGCGAAUCAUAUCGGGACGGGCGGGUAUGGCGAGGUGUAUAAGGGGGUGUGCCCGUUUGAUGACUCGGUGGUGUGGGCUGUGAAGCGUGCCAAGAUACUCACCAACGACUUCAAGCGAGAGGUGGAGGAAAUGGCAACAAAGAGCCAUCCACACUUGGUGCGGCUGCUGGGGUACUGUGUGGACAUGGAUAUGACAACAGAGCACCACGAGCAGAUUGUUAUUUAUGAGUUCUGCGCCAAUGGGGACCUCGAGAAGUAUCUACAUGGAGGUGCUCGGGAGCAGCAGCGCAUGGAUGUGCUGGUGGGGUGGCACCACCAUCCGAGGGUGUCGGAGUUUGGGCUGGUGCGUAUGAAGGAGUCACAUCUGCCAUUAUUCCUCCUCUUUUCCACCUCCCCACCCCCCACCAGCCAAAGCUACGGUGUGCUGCUACUGGAGGUGAUAACGCUGAAGCCAGUCAUCCUAUCGAUCAACGGCGGGCAGUUCAACAUCAAGGACUGGGUUCGGCCAUUCAUGGAGGAGAGCAAGGUAGCAGCAUUCAAGGACCCCCUCCUUCCAGAAGCUUCCGACGAUCUCAUUCUCACUCUCGCCAAGAUCGGCCUGCAGUGCACCGCCCUCCCGGCCUCCUCUCGACCCAGCAUGUCUGAAAUUUCCCGCCAGCUCGACACCCUUAGAAAGGACUACUUUCGGAGGAGCAGCAUGGACGGCGACGGCCCAGAUUCUGCUGACGUGGACCAACGACUGGCUAAGAUUGACCAGGAGCUUGACAGGCGGGCGGAAUCGGGAUUGUCGAUCCAAGCAGAGUUUGUUCGGCUGAAUAUUAUGUCGGAAAGCGGGGAGUAUAUUAAGGAGACGGAGAUUUCUGCUGCUACUGGUGGUUACUCCAAUCGUUCUUCAGGAGUGAUGCUGCUGCAGUCUCAGGAGAUUUCCCAGGAGUUCUGUCAGGAGAUUCCCAGUGGCAGGUGA